Molecule: messenger RNA, 3588 nt
Organism: Colletotrichum orchidophilum
Lineage: Eukaryota; Fungi; Ascomycota; Sordariomycetes; Glomerellales; Glomerellaceae
Exons: 10
Coding region: 1-3588 (1195 amino acids)
Biological process (GO): transmembrane transport; metal ion transport
Cellular component (GO): membrane
Molecular function (GO): protein binding; metal ion transmembrane transporter activity
Source: RefSeq, a predicted model, not a curated record
AUGAGCGAUGAACCUGAUACGAGUGCUGUGGCCCACGACUCGCAAAAUCAACCGCCGGACGAUGAUGCCCAGGGUACCCAGGAUGCCCGUCCAGCAACUCCGCCUGCGGAGGAGCCCACGGCCGAGCUUCAGACCGCUGCGUCGUCAGAAGGGCACAAGGAAGAAGAGGGAGAUGAGAAGAAGCCUGCACGAGAAGAAACUGCCUUGCAUCGCGCCUUGCGAGAACUCGAGUCUGAUGACGAGAAAUCGCCAAAGCUCGACAAGCUUGAAGGUGAAUGGAAGGGCAUGAUCAACGUUCAUUCUUCAGAAUACCCCUAUCAAACGCCUCUGCACAUUGCGCUUAUGCAAAAUUUCCCCAAGAUUGCUGAGCGGCUCAUCAGUCUUGGCGCCGAUUUCACAAGUGAGGAUUGCAAAGAUGCUGAUGAAUGGUACCCGAUCCAUUACGCGGCCCGGGAUGGUUCAAAGGAGUUAUUAAAACUCUUCCUCGACCCUCCGGAAACCCUCAAUAAACAGGAGAGCAAUGCAUCUUGGACGCCACUCAAUGUGGCCGUCUACUUCGAACAGGAGAAUGCGGUCAGAAUUCUGUUGGAGAAAGGCGCAGAUCUUGAACUCCCGGAUUCGGACGGUUGGACGCCAUUAAUGACGGCUGUCAAGGGGCGCUCCUACGACAUUUUCGACUGCCUGCUUCGUAAACUUGAGGAGGAAAGUGGCCAAACUAAGAAAGAAAUCAUAAACCAAGCGGACAAGGAGGAAACGACAGUCCUUAUGGCACUAUGUGUUGUCAAGACGGACAACGCCCAGAGAGCACGAAUAUCUUUGGACAAACUCCUCAAAGCAAUCCCAGAUCUCGAUUACAGCUCUAAGGACUGCGAUGGUCGAACAGUGCUUCACCAUAUCAUGCUCUCGGCCAAGAACUAUCCCAAUGACAAAAACAUCCGCGCUAUGGCUGAAUCAGUCAUUAAGAGUGUUCCUGAGAAAGCUCUCCUCCUACAAAACAAUGAGGGAAAGACGGCGCUUGAAGAUGGUUCCGACAGUGAAACCGGCAAUGACUUAUCCAAAAAACCCCUUCGAGGCUUCUUGGAACAAGUAAUCGAACGGCUUAAAGGCGAGGAAGACGACAGAGAGACUCUACUGUGCUGGCUCGUAUCACGAAAAGAUGGUGAGAGUUUCGCCAAAUCCAUCCUCGUCGGCCCGGAACCCCCAAGGGGACUACCUCGAGUGCUUUUGGAGUGCAAAGUCGAAGAGGAUGACAAAAAAGAAGCAAAGAACUUGAUUGAUUCUCUCAGGAAAGAGCUCGAAAAGGCUGAGCCCACCACCGGGAAGGAUUUAAGUCCCCAACGACAAAGUAGAAAGGGUGAGGCGGAGAGCUCUAAUAUAACGAAGCAGGGCGGUACCAAGAGCCAAAAAUUCGUAAAGAAGCCAACCGAGACGAAAUUGCAACUCGGUAUCCUCGACAAAAUGGAGGCUAUUCUUAACUACGACACUGACUACACCAACGUUAAGACGAUACAAAGAGUCCGAGACCCCCUCAAGGUUUCGAAGCUUGAGGACCCCUUGAAGGGAGAACGAAGACAUUUGAAAGCCGCUAUCAUAUCAAUCUGGCAAGACAACAUUAAAGUCAGUAGACACGUCCAGACUCAAAGUGUCCACGGCACUGUGUACGACACGUUCAAAUCUAUCAAGACAUUCAGCGAUACGAUGAACGAGAUACAAAGAUCCAAUCCUCACAACAUCAAUGCGUCUACCCAGUAUUGGCUUCCUGGGACAGAGAGCAACUUCACAUGGAUUCACCUCCCAGCAACUAACAUGACCUGGAUGAUUGACACGAUGAACAAGAUAUUGAACCCCACCCAAUCCGAUAACUUGGACGACAACAAGGAAGAUGAUCACAUUGCGUUCUUCUUGCGCACUAGUGGGGUUGAAAUUCCUGAUAAAUCAUCCCCCUCGCGAUUCAUGCAGCCUCGAUACGUCAAGAAGCACAUGUGGCCAGAGAAAACAGCUGCAACAGGUUCGGAAACCAAGACCGGAAUGGGCGGGAAGAAAGGGGGCGAGAACAGUGCUUCUGAGUGCAUGGCUUCGGCACUUUACGUACAAAACGACAAUCUCGACUUUUCAGUGUCAGAGUCUAAUACCAUUCGUUACCAGAUGCCAUUCUUCGAGCUGGGAUUCUACAGAAACCCUGCAGACAGAUACGAGGCCGGCGCCAACGUAACCACUGCUGCAGUCAACGGAGCCAGAGCCGCGACCACCGCGGCCAAUGCCGCCGCAAGUGAGACUAAAUCUAGGACGACACCACCGGUGCAUUAUUCUCCUACGCUGGACGAGCACUACUACCAUUUCGCCAAGGAAGAUGUAGCGUCUCACGAGGACAGAGACUUGAGAAACGAAAACCAAGUAGUUACGAAAUACCUACAUCCGAAUGGCUUAGACAACCUUUCCAAAUGGCAAGUCAUCCGGGUCAACCAGCUAUGGGCUUGGACCAUUCGCGAUAAGUGGUUAAUUACAUCCACCUCCUUCGCAGAGUUGGACACAAGAGUCCAUGUCCGAAUAGGAAGCAACGCAUUUUUUCAACAUAUCCUUGAACGAUUGUUCGAUCGAGCUGAAACGGAUUCCGACAGUGGACCGCGCACCCCCAUCGAAUUGAGCCAAUUCAUUGUUGAAAGCUGCAUCGGGGCCUAUAGGAAAGACCGCGAAGAUAUAAGUCGGCACCAGGGCAACAUUGGCAAGAACUCUGCAGAUUCUGAAUUGGAAAACCGGUCAAUUCGUCAGAUCUUCUCCAAUUCUAUCAACAAAAUUGGAAGACAAGAAGCCGAGCUUUUCCGCAACUUGGCUGGCCUGAAGAGUGGCCCAAAGAACCAGAAGAAUUCUUCAAAAGAAUCGAAGCGGAAAAGGGCCAACAACACAAGUCUACCCAGUUUUGAAACAAAUACAAGGAAAGCUGCCAGGCUUCUGUUCGAAAUCAGGGAUGUUCGUGACGAGCUGAACAUUCUCAGAACCAUCGCCAGAUAUCAACAAAAGGUGCAAGUCGACUUGAACGGUGCUGUGCCCCGUGUUCCCGAUGCUCAAACAGCCGAUUGGGACGAGGAUGGAACGGCCAAAAACGUUCAGAACGACAUCGAAGAACUCGACAAGCUUGCCAAGAGAACUGAAGAAGCCUUGAACACAACAAUCACAAUAUAUGAGAGCGAAAUUGCGAAUCUACAGGCAACCGAAGCUGCAGAACAGGGGAAAAGGGUAAUGGUGUUCACCCUCGUCACCGUCUUCUUUUUGCCUCUCUCGUUUCUCAGCUCCUUAUUUGCGUUGGACGUGAACUCGUUCCUUGACGCGCCCUGGUGGUCUCUGGUAGUAAUCUUCGUGGUGCCUCUGCCCUUUCUUCAUGCUGCCAAUGGCCACGUGAACGAUCGAGAUCCUUUUACUCUUUACUUGACGAGCAAGAAAAAGGGAGAUGACUCUGCAAGAGUGGAGAAAGGGAAUGACUCUGCAGAAAUGAAGAAAGGAGAUGAACCUACGGAAACGAAGCAAAAUCUGUUCCACAGACUCGCCCGAAAGCGUGGGAACAAGGAUACGGCAGACGCAUCCCAUGUCUAG